Messenger RNA from Magallana angulata, 3272 nucleotides. RefSeq names its product lysosomal alpha-mannosidase-like. Gene Ontology annotation, molecular function: carbohydrate binding; alpha-mannosidase activity. NCBI's taxonomy places the organism in Eukaryota, Metazoa, Mollusca, Bivalvia, Ostreida, Ostreidae. Gene Ontology annotation, biological process: mannose metabolic process. The transcript is spliced from 25 exons. Gene Ontology annotation, cellular component: lysosome. Bases 22 to 3138 code for a protein of 1038 amino acids. The record is from RefSeq and is a predicted model, not a curated record.
UAACCAUUGCACAGAGGCAGAAUGCUCUAUAGUGCAAUGAUGGCAGGGUGGCCGAGUAUUGUUGUGUCUGCUGUCAUUUGUUUGUUUUUUGCAGAUGUGCACGCUCGGCCGAAUGUGGUGGAGUUUGCACCACCAGAGCCACAGUGUGGUUACAGAAGUUGCCCGGCAACUUCACCCACCAUGCUGAACGUCCAUCUUGUCCCGCACACACACGACGAUGUAGGGUGGCUCAAGACAGUCGACCAGUACUUCUAUGGCUCGAGGAAUGACAUUCAACAUGCGGGUGUUCAGUACAUCCUGGACUCGGUGAUCCCGGAACUGCUGAGUGAUCCCACCAAACGCUUCAUCUACGUGGAGAUGGCCUUCUUUGCCCGAUGGUGGAGAGAGCAGGACAACAUAAUGAAGGAAAAUGUCAGAAAACUAGUUAAUGAAGGCCGUCUUGAGUUUGUGUUGGGAGGGUGGUGUAUGAAUGAUGAGGCCAGUACCCACUACAAUGCCAUGAUAGACCAGCAUACCCUGGGCUUCUCCUUCCUUGAGCAAGAGUUCGGAGCCUGUGGGCGCCCCAGGGUUGGCUGGCAGAUAGAUCCAUUCGGUCACUCCCGGGAACAGGCGUCCAUGUUUGCUCAGUUUGGGUUUGACGGACUUUUCUUUGGUCGUCUGGAUUACCAGGACAAAGACAACAGACUUAAACAAAACAACAUGGAGUUUGUGUGGAGAGGGAGCCCCAAAAACCUAGGUGAGGCAUCAGAACUGUUUACUGGGGUCUUGUACAACCACUAUGUUCCCCCACCUGGAUUCUGUUUCGACGAGUCCUGUAAUGAUGAACCAAUCAUGGAUGAUGAAAGAAUGCAUGAUGUCAACAUUCAGAGUAGAGUUCAAGAUUUCAUCAAAAUUGUCAAUGAUCAGGCCCAGCACUUCCACUCCAACAACAUCAUGAUGACCAUGGGCAGUGACUUCCAGUACCAGAACGCCCACACCUGGUACAAGAAUCUGGACAAGCUGAUCAAAUAUGUCAACCAACAGCAGAGCAAUGGCAGCAACAUCAACCUGUUGUAUUCAACCCCAUCCUGUUACCUGUUCAAUGUCAAUCACCUGAACCAGGUGUGGAAUUCUACCAAGGAUGACUUCUUUCCCUAUGCCAGCCGGGAAAACACUUUCUGGUCAGGAUACUUCUCCAGCAGAGCUGCACUGAAGGGUUAUGCUCGGAAAAGUAACAACUUCCUACAGGUCUGUAAACAACUGGAUGUUCUUGCCAACCUCAUGCGCCAGGGUGUCAACGUCACAGAGGACCUACGCUUGUAUAAGGAAGCUUUGGGUGUUGUUCAGCAUCAUGAUGGAGUCUCAGGGACAGAGAAGCAACAUGUUGCCAAUGACUAUGCUCAGAGGUUAGCUGCAGGAGCAGAGAAAUGUCAGAAAGUGACAAAUGCAGCCUUUGAGAAGUUGUUGCCAAAAGGAUCAGAGAAAGCUCCUAGUCAGGUCUACUGUCCACUGACAAACAUCAGCUAUUGUGAAUUCACUGAACACAACAAACAGUUUAUGGUGACCAUAUACAAUCCGCUUGGACAUGCAGUGACAGACUAUGUCAGAAUCCCAGUGCUUGCCAGCAUGUAUAGAGUGGUGGAUCCAACAGGAGCGAAUGUGACAGCUCAGCUGGUACCCGUCUCUGAUGAAACCAAGAAAAUACCCGAGAGAAACGGAUCCAUUGCCCAGAGUGAGCUCUUCUUCCAAGUAGAGUUACCUCCCUUGGGAUACAGUACAUACUUUGUGAUGGAAACUAAGAAUUCAGAUGAAGCAACAUCAAAGACUAGUAAGAUUGUUCCUGUAUCAAGUGGCAAGGCAGAUAUACCCUUGUACAUACAGAAUGAUGAAUAUUUGGUACUCUUGGAUAACAUCAAUGGAAAUACGCUUGGAAUCAAUAACAAAAAGAAGAAAAUCGACCUUCCUGUGAACCAGGGUAUCUGGUGGUAUGAGGCUUAUGGAGGGAACUGCAGCAAGGGAGAGUUUCAGGCUUCCGGUGCAUACGCACUGAGAACUAAGGGAGAGAGACAAAGAGUUCCAGACAAGGAAAUGCAACUCAAGUCCUACAUUCUGACUGGAGAACUUGUACAAGAGGCACACAUGAUAUUUGGAGAUGAGGCUUCCCAGGUGAUCAGACUGUACAACAACAAGCCCUAUGUAGAGUUUGAGUGGACAGUGGGACCCAUCAAUAUCAAAGACAAGAUUGGCAAGGAGUACAUAACUCUGUAUGACACUCAGCAGACAGUGAAGUCGGGAGAUCUGUUCUACACGGACGCUAACGGACGGGAAAUCCUAGAGAGAAGGAGAGACCAUAGAAACACCUGGAGUUUUAAUAAUACGGAGCAUGUGGCUGGUAACUACUUCCCUGUCAACAGCCGCAUCUACAUUCAGGAUAAAGCCAAGAACCAGCAGUUGACCGUGUUAACCGACCGAUCAGAGGGAGGUGGCAGUCUGGAAUCUGGCACCAUGGAGCUUCUGGUCCACAGGCGGUUGCUGUACGACGACCAUUUUGGUGUAGGAGAACCUCUGAAUGAGACGGGAGCAGAUGGACAGGGACUUGUUGUUAGAGGAAAGCAGCUGGCUCUUCUGGAUACCAUUAAGGAUUCCCCUGCCCUACAUAGAAGCCUCGCCUUAAGGAUGUACAUGGCUCCCUCUGUGUCAUUUUCUCCCCUAACGAUGACUCCAGAACAGGCAAUGGUCAAGUAUAAUACCCAGUGGUCGGCUCUGAAGAAGCCCCUGCCUGCCAAUGUCCACAUGCUUACCCUGGAGCAGUGGGUCUCACCAAGCAUCAUGCCUGUUGAAGUCUCACAGAUUCUCCUCCGAUUUGAACACAUCUAUGAAAAAGAUGAGGAUCCAGUACUAUCACAGCCAGCUACUGUCAAUCUGACUGAUUUUACCACAUUUAAGAUUGAAGCAAUGAGGGAAUUAACUCUUGGAGCCAACCUUCCUUUGUCAGAACUGAAUAGAUUACCCUGGGGGUACAUACCAGAUUCCGAGGAAUCCCUCAGCAAAGAGGAGCUACUGAGGACAGCAAUUCCUUACUCGGACCCCCCUACAACUAUCACUCUACAGCCGAUGCAGAUCCGAACAUUUGUGGCCACCCUCAACACACUGCAAUAAAUUAACAUUGUAAUCAUUAGAGAACUAGAAAGAAAUGUACCAGUAGUCUUGUAUCCAUAGUGAAUCAGUCUCUUGAAAUGUAGUCGAUAUUCCAAGUAUAUUUUUUACUUUUGUUUAUUGUUUAUGUAUGAUAU